CCCAGACCGGAAGUUUUUGUGAUUGCCAAAGAAGACUACGUAGUCGUGUGGGAGGGGAGAGGAUUGCCUUUCCCCCACCCCAGGGAAGCUGGAUACUUUGUUCCUCAGGGGGCGGGGCUCCUUUGGGGAGCUGCACGUUCGCACGUGUAUCUCCUCGCUGGCUUGUUUGGCCGGAGGUGUGAUGGAAAAGGACCUCGUUUGGGCUCCGAUUUCCUCCAUUGGGAACCAGGCCUCCACCCCCUCCCUUCUGUCUUCUCCGCGGGCUCCUCUAAUCUUCCCCUCUCUCCUCAGGCGGAUGUAGAAUCCCCCCUCUCAGAAUAAGAGCUGCUUGUCCCUUGAGGUUUGGGGAAGAGGACCAGAGAUGCCCCAGGCUCCUUUUGGAAGUCAUACUUAUGCUCCUGAAUGAUCUUUUGGGGGUGCUUCCCCAGAGCUACCCCCAAGAAUGCUCAUUUGAAUGGAUUCCCUCAGAUGCUCUGAGAGGUUUCAGGGACAGAUAUAAGGGACAUGAGAGACCAAGGUGGGCCCCCACCAACUCGUGCUGGGGGGGAGGACUCAGGCCCCGUUAGUGAGCACAGUCCACCUGGAAUGGAAAAUGGAGGAAAAAGCAUUCACUAGGUGCCUACUUUACAAAUAUAUCACAUUUGAACCUCCUGGUCUUGGAAACCAGUGUAAAAUACUGUGAUUUCUGGGAAUUCAAUUCAGCAAGUAUUUAUUAUUCGCCUACUGUGUACAAGGUUCUGGAAUACCAAAAAUUGAAUCAGGAGCUUAAAUUCUGCUGGAGAAGUAGGGAGUGGAGGCCCAGGGCAGCAUGACGACCGAGACCUUUGUGAAAGAUAUCAAGCCUGGACUUAAGAAUCUGAACCUCAUCUUCAUUGUGCUAGAGACAGGCCGAGUGACCAAGACAAAAGAUGGACACGAGGUGAGGACCUGCAAAGUAGCAGACAAAACAGGGAGCAUCAAUAUAUCUGUUUGGGAUGAUGUUGGCAACCUGAUCCAGCCUGGGGACAUUAUUCGACUCACCAAGGGGUACGCUUCAGUAUUUAAAGGCUGUCUGACACUCUACACUGGCCGUGGGGGUGAUCUGCAGAAGAUUGGAGAAUUCUGUAUGGUCUAUUCUGAGGUCCCCAACUUCAGUGAGCCAAAUCCUGAGUACAGUGCCCAGCAGCUCCCCAACAAAACGGUACAGAAUGACAGUACCUCUGCCACUUCCCAGGCUCCAGCUGGCCCUCCUGCUGUGUCUCCAGCCUCUGAGAGUCAGAAUGGAAACGGCCUAACCACCCCCACCGGCCCAGGCAGCGGCCCCCACGCACCCCACGCACCCCCGCAUCCCAUCAGCACCCGGAUUACUCGGAGUCAGCCCAGCCACACAGCUGCCGGCCCUCCGGGCCCCUCCAACCCCGUCAGCAACGGCAAAGAGACGCGGCGGAGCAGCAAGAGAUAGCAGGACGCCCUUCCUUCCUUCUGCCUUGCCCGGGGCGGCUCUCGCGCAUCUCCCCGCCAGGAAUUGGCGUGGCGUAGGAUGUGGGGGGCAUCUCGGCCUCCAGCGUGGAGGUGGCGCACGGGGGCAUCGUCCCGCCCCCUCAGGCCUUAGGCUGCCCCCGCUCCAGAGCGAAUGUUUGUCUGCUGCCCCUUCACUCUGGGCACUCCAGGCCUCCUGCCAUUUUUAGAAACCAGACCUGGGGUGAGUAUCGAGUGUGAUGUGGGGGGCUGAUGCCGCUCUCCCCUAAUAAAUGCUUACCCUACCUGCA
Monodelphis domestica (gray short-tailed opossum) is the source of this 1748-nucleotide messenger RNA. It is a transcript of the gene NABP2, whose product is annotated as nucleic acid binding protein 2. NCBI's taxonomy places the organism in Eukaryota, Metazoa, Chordata, Mammalia, Didelphimorphia, Didelphidae. Gene Ontology annotation, molecular function: DNA binding. Gene Ontology annotation, cellular component: SOSS complex. The record is from RefSeq and is a predicted model, not a curated record. Gene Ontology annotation, biological process: mitotic G2/M transition checkpoint; response to ionizing radiation; double-strand break repair via homologous recombination.